AACGGAAUGCGCAUGCGCCUGAGCGUCGCUGGUGGGGUUAUUUAAGAUGGCGGGAGCAUCCCAUGAGGCAAAGGUCAGAUAAUUUAAAGAUUCUACAAAGGAAGGCCGUGGGAAGAGGAGAAAGAUGUUAUCAAGGCCCAAGCCUGGUGAAUCGGAAGCAGACCUGUUGAAGUUCCAGAAUGAAUUCCUGUCAGUGAAAGCUUCCCCAGCUGUGAAAAUUGUCAAGAAAGCAGAUAAAAGAAGAGGGGAUUUGGAGAGCAGAGAUGAUGAGAGAGCCCCACUGCAGCAUGACAGGGAUGUGGUAAUGUUGGAUGACUUUCCUGAUGAACUCCCACCUCUGACACCGGGUCCUCCAAAGAAAUCCAGAUUCAAAAGUACCCAUGUUCGUUUUGAGCAGGACCCUGGAGAGCAUUUGGAUCGUGCUGAUCAACACAUCACUGCAGUCUUCAACAAAAUCAUUGAACAUGAUACAAGCAGUGCCAAGGUGACCAUGCCAGUGUUUACAGGAGGUCCUUUUCCAAGAGUUUUUCACAGGUCUGAAAUAAAAACAGAGAUAAAAUCAGCACCUGGAAGAAAAAGUAUCUUUGCCCAAAAGAUAGCUGCAAAGAGGGCAGCGGAAGUGGCUCAUACUUCUGUCACUGCUUACACUGAGGAAGUUGAACAGAAAAACACAGGAGGAGCUCUUCCAGAGAGUGCCCUGCACCCUCAGUCCUUGAAGGACCAGUGCCAUGGAGAUGAAGAAGAUAAGUCUCUUGGUAGCUUAUGCAGUGGGUGUUCUCGCAUUGUCACUGGUGAGGGUCUUGGAAGCCUGGCUGGUGAGCAAGAAGCACAAAAUAUCCACAAGGAGAACUUGGAGAGGCUACAUUCUAUGUCCAAAGAACAAAUCCUGGAGGAGCAAAAAAAAUUGCUGGCUCAGCUAGAUCCCAGUUUAAUGGCUUUCUUAAAGUCACGACAUGGUACUUCUACAACUGAAGGAAGAGAUGAAAAAUUGGAACAUGAAAAGCCAAGCAAGUUUAUGCAUUCAGAAACACCGCCUGCACCCCAGGAGCAAGGAAAAUCUCACUUAUCUCAGAACUCAGUCAUUGAAGAAGAAUCAGGCAUUGAAAAGUCUCAAAGGACUGAAGUCUCCACAAGAAUUGAUGUCACAGCUGAUGACCUUCCUGUGAAGCCUCAGAAAGAAUGGCUCCACAUGGACAGUGUAGAGUUUGAGAAGCUGGAGUGGAUGAAAGACCUUCCUCAGCCUCGGUGGAGGAAAACCAAAAAGGGGAUGCAGGCACGCUUCAGUCUGAAGGGAGAACUUAUUCCCCCACAUAAAGACUUGCCUACGCAUUUGGGUCUGCACCACCAUGGAGAGGAAGCAGAGAGAGCUGGCUAUUCUCUUGAAGAGCUCUUCCACUUAUCUCGCAGCCAAGUCAUUCAGCAAAGGACUUUGGCUUUGCAGGUGCUGUCCCAUGUUGUCCAGAAGGCCAAGGCAGGGGAGUUUGCCACCUUGCUAAAGGGGAGUGUUCUGCGAAUGCUGCUUGACGCUGGUUUCCUCUUUCUGCUCCGUUUCUCCAUAGAUGACACAGUGGACAAUGUUAUUGCAGCAGCUGUCCACGCCCUCCACACUCUUCUGGUCUAUCCAGAAGAUGAGGAAUAUCUUGACAAGACUUUUUCAUGGUAUCAGGGUAUGACUGUUCACCCUUUUACCCCCAACAAUGAAGAAGAAGAGGAGGAUGCUGAAGAGGAGGAGGAUGAACUUGAUCCAGUUCUUAAGACAGCAGAGAGAAAAUCAAAUGAUGAAAACAAACCAGAUCCAGAAGUGGCACGGUAUGAUGUUGUGAAGGGACUUCUGAAGACCAAAAUUCUUCACCGAAUAAGGUACAUUCUGGAAGUGAUGCAACCUGUGCCUUUGGUAGUCCUGGAGAUUCUAGAUAUCCUCACUCGCAUAGCAAGGCACUCCACUGAAGCAUGCAGCCAAGUCCUGGAUUGCCCUCGUCUGAUUGAGACUGUUGUCAGAGAGUUCCUGCCCACCCAGUGGAACCCAAGAGUAACUGAACCUGGACAGUUUCUCACAAGCCUUCAUGGAGUUCCAUGUGCCACUGCCAUGAAACUAAUUAGAGUUUUGGCAUCUGGAGGACGGAAUGCAGCAGCCAGGCUGCUUAAUAAGUUUGAGAUGAAGAGUCGACUGAGCCGGUUCAUUGCUGAAGAGCCCCAAGAUCUUCCUCUGAGGACUGAGGAUGCUAUACGAAUAAACAUGGAGACGUUUCGCUUGUGGGCUGUAGCUGCUGGUUAUGGACAGGCCUGUGACCUCUACAGGGAUCUUUAUCCUAUGUUAAUGAAGGUGGUCCCUUCUCUGUCCCAGCUGGCCAGUGAUUUUCUUGUGAACAAAUGUACAUUUGAGCUUUCUGUUCAGCGAGCUGCAGCCAUAGUGACUCUGCUUACCCAAGUGACACAGACAGCAGGCUGCAGAGCAGAACUACAAGCCCAGCUCAACAGGAGUGAUCCAAAAGAUGGUGACUUAAUUCCACCUCCACCAGUCACCUGGAGUCAGGUGUCAGGAUUCAGACCCAUCAUUGAAUCUAAUUUGAAGCAAUGCCUUAAGGAGAUAUCCCAGUUGGAUACCUGGCAGGCACUGCAACCUUUGACUGCGGCCUGUGUGCUCUACCUGGGGGUGUACUACAGUCAUUGCAGUCAACAGCCAUCAGUAAACACAAUUGACUGCUUAGAGGAAGUGGAGCAUCUAAGCUCUUCAGUCCUUUUGCCUCUCCUCAGCAAUCCAGCCAUGCAGAUCUUAUGGGAAAUGCUCAGGCCAUGCUCUGUUCUGUGCAAUCCUUUGUCCUGCUUCUCAGCUCCUGAAUCUCUCUCCAGCAUUGUUUCUCUGAGCUGCACUGGAGGCAAGCCCCCAAUGAGCUUAGUGGGUUCUAAAUCACCUUUUCCUUUCCUUACGGCCUUCCUUUUCCUGGUCAAUAGCAUCACUCAUGCUCAUAAAGGACUGGUUAGCAAGUAUGCUUCUAUACUUGAUGGAAAGGAUCUAGAAAACUACCUUCUCCAGAGUUCAACCAAUGGACCACCUUAUCUAACACCUUCCUCUGUGUGGCUUUUGCGACAUGAGUACCACUUUCAGUAUUUUGUGCUUGCACUGGCUCAAAAACUGGCAGGUACUUGUCCAGCUUACAGCCAGCAUGCUUCGCUCCAUCACUGUGUUGCCAUGGCACUGUUAAGUCGUUUGUUGCCAGGCAGCGAGCACCUGGCUCAUGAACUCCUAUUGGGCCUUGUUUUCAAUCCCAAACUGAUUCCGUAAGCAAAGCAGGGGGGACCUGAAGCUGCUGAUUUCUCAGACCUUCUGCACUUGGGCUCAAAAGCAAAGCCAACACAACCAGGCUCAGCAGCUAUCCUUUCUUCACUCCCUAGUCGUGGUGCCUUAUUGGAGGAAUCAUACAGCUAUCUCCCACUUAUCCAAGCCUGCUACCUCUCCCAUUUUGUUUACUUGGAGCCUGCUCUAGUUCGUUCCAGAGAUCUUUAUCAAGGACGAACUCAUCUUAUCCACUCCUUGCUUCUUCCUGAGGCCAAAGGGUCCAUCCUACCUUCUGAUUGGCCAUUCCUUCCUCUGAUCAGCCUGUAUAACAAAGUGACUUGUACAGAACCACAGCAGGCUGUGCUGCCCUCUCUUCAUGUGGAUCUAGUGAGCACUGUCACUCGGAACCUGCAGUGGGUCCUUCUCUUGGAAACGUGGAGAGCCAGAGUCCUUCAGGGCAUCUCAGCCGCAGCCAAACUUGCAAGGCUGAUGUGUGUCUUCCUUAUAGGCAACGAUUUGUUCCUGGAAGGGCCUGUCCAUUGCUAUACUGCUGCUCUCCUCUCACUUUACUGCCAGUCCAAAGUGUUAGACUCCUUGAACUUGGAUGCUCCUCUCCCCGGCUUAGCUUCUUUUCAUGACCUCUACAUCAACUUCCUGGAACAUUUUGAGAGUGUUUCCUUUGGAGACUCUCUCUUUGGAAUCUUUGUGCUUCUUCCUCUGCAAAGGCAGUUUAGUGUUCAGCUAAGGAUGGCUGUCUUUGGAGAGCACACGGGCACCUUGAGGGCACUGGGAGUUCCACACCAGCAGUUUCCCUUACCUCUGGAGAAGUACCUUUCCCCCACUGAGGACAAUCUCAGCCUCUUAAGACAGUACUUCCAGACCUUGGUUACAGGUACCUUGCAGCAGAAGUGGUGCCCUAUUCUUUAUGUGGUUGCUGUGGGCCACAUCAACAGUUUCAUUUUCUCCCAAGACAGCACUACACAGGAAGUUGACACUGCCCGAAAAAAUAUGCUGCAGACAACCUGGCUCCUGACAGAUGAGGCACUGAAGAGACAUCUUCUCUACUACAAAUUGCCAAAUAAAGACAGCCCAUUGGGGUUUGACCUUUAUGAAGAGCUUCCUGCCAUUCGACUGAAAUACCUGUGUGAUGUUACUAAGACAGAACAUAAGUGACAAACCCGUUGAGAAGAAUCAUGGCAACUGACUGGAGAACUGAGGGGCAGUUCUGUGAAGAUUUUAGAAAAGUCUGGUCACUACCUGGUUGGUUGCUUGAGCCUGCCAGAAGUCUCUGUACUGUCAGCCUUAGACUGUCUUGAUUUUGCAAGAACCUUAGAUUAUUGUUUUAUUUCCUGUCUCUAGGCGGUUUUCACAAAAACUUUAAAAAGUGGGAAAAAAUAGAGAAACAAUUAUAUGUACCAACAUAGAAGACUAUUGAUUUUUAAAAAAUAUUUUAUUAUGAUUUUUUAAAAGAAAAAUAAAAUAUGGUAGUAAUAUGGGAUAUUUUCAAUAUGAGCACUUAAUUUUCACACCUUGACUGAAAUGCUAGCCUAAGAAGCAGGAUUAUAUUUAUCUGGAAGACAAAUGUCUAAAUUUAAAAUGUUCAGGAAAGACCAAAAUCCAGUUCUUAGUCUAAACUAUCCAAACUAUAGUAGAUCCAUUUAAUUGGGGUGAAACAGACAGGCAGGAAGGAACAGCUUGAAACCGCCCCUUCUGAAGAUGGAUUGUGGCUGCAGCAACCACACACCAUGGCCCCAAUCUGCCUUGAAGCUGGCCCAAAAGAAGCGGCAAAGAUCUGCUCCUUUUGGAGCUAGAAAAAAGCCAACUUUUGCAGCUCUGCUGCAGCUCGAUGGUGGCUUCAAGCUACUUCGGUGGCAUGCAGCAUAUAAACAUUGUGCCUCCAGAGCAUCUUGAAACCGCCCACAUCUGGGCAGCCAGGCACCUUCACGCUGGCUUCAAGGUGUGAGAGCUUGUGGCAUGUAAAUGCUGUGUUCCGAUGACACCUGGGAGUGGGUUUUUUUCAUAUGUUUGUUCAGGCCCUUAGUGAAACUUAUUUCGAUGGUGACUUACCAAGUUCCUAUUGAUUCAGUGGAGCUAUUCUAAUUGGGGCUAACAAUCAAUGCAACUCUGCAAAAUUGUUCUUGAGAUAAUGAUUUGCAACUUACAUACAUGCUGGAUUACACCUGCCAUCAUCCCCAUGCUUCCUGUGGUGAUGAGAGUCAUAGUUCAUUGUGUCUGAAGGGUGCACUUAACAUGUUUUCUUGAUGAAGCUGGUUGAACUUUGAUUACAAGUGUCCUUGAGCACUUGUUGGAAUCCUCUCUGUAGAAAGGAACAUCUCUAGGAAAAGAUCUGGGUUAUAUUAUCUCUGCGAUGCUGGCAUUUCACAAAUGUGGAGGGACUCUCCUCUGGGAAGAACUGUGCAUGUUGAGUACUCAGAAUUGUACUCUAACACACAGUGAUAAUAGUCCAGAAAGUGUUUACCAUUUGACACGACUCCUUAUAUGACAAGGCAGUGAAGUAUAGAGUUUGUGUCUUGAGUCCUAGUUUUGUAGGGAAAGGCAGGGUGCAGACACAGGUGUGAGAGCCAAAGUAGUAUAAUGGUCUGAGUAGUGGAUUUGGAUUCCAUGAGACAAGGGUUCAAAUCCUUGCUCAGCCAUGGAAACCUGUUGGGUGAGGUAGUACAUGACUAUCUCCAAGCCUUGGAAGAAGAUCUCCUUUGAAUAAAUCUCCUUUAAAUAAAUAAUUCAAAGAAAGCUCUAGGAUACAAUUGCCAUAAGCCAGAGUUAACAUGGCCUAUAACAAACCUAAGUCCUGCAGCUGUUCUGUGCCAGACAUCUUACAAAACUACAUUAGAAGUUUUCAUCUUUUUAUAAAGCCACCUGCUUCUCCCUCUCCCCCUCCCUGUCUCCCUGCAUUAGCUGUUUUUUCUCUCUUUAUUUUUGUAACCUCAUUAUUUUUAAUAAAGUUAUCAUUUGCAGAACAGGAUGUUUUGGCAGCUGCAACUACUAUUGAAGGGAAAGAGAAACAAGUGUACGAUUAGUUUUUGGAAAGGCAAACUGCAAGAAGUGGAGCACCCAUGAUCUAAAAGCUUGCCUAGAACUGCCAACUGCUGGGGUGAGGCGCAAAUAAUUUUUAUGCAAGCAAAGAUUCAUGGUCAGGUUACAAGCCUUCUCUUUGAUCUUUCCAAGAUUAAAAUUGAGAAAAUGUGUGAAUGA
Molecule: messenger RNA, 6490 nt
Organism: Sceloporus undulatus (fence lizard)
Lineage: Eukaryota; Metazoa; Chordata; Lepidosauria; Squamata; Phrynosomatidae
Gene: RPAP1
Product: RNA polymerase II associated protein 1
Exons: 25
Biological process (GO): transcription by RNA polymerase II
Cellular component (GO): nucleus
Source: RefSeq, a predicted model, not a curated record